Molecule: messenger RNA, 3837 nt
Organism: Nymphaea colorata (pocket water lily)
Lineage: Eukaryota; Viridiplantae; Streptophyta; Magnoliopsida; Nymphaeales; Nymphaeaceae
Exons: 9
Coding region: 235-3279 (1014 amino acids)
Molecular function (GO): helicase activity
Source: RefSeq, a predicted model, not a curated record
UCCGCAUUGUCAGAGAGAGAGAGAAGCGCCACUUCCUGCUGUGUGAGCAGAGAGUGCAAAGACAGAGCAAGGCUGUUGUUGCCGGAGCUCUUUUCCGAUCAUCGUCGCCGUCCUCCUCCCACCUUUUCCUCUUCACCAUCCUUGCUGAUUGUAUUUGCAUAAAAGGGCCGGCCAUCUCGUCCAUUUCAGCAGACCGAGGUGCUUUUUUCUUUUGCGGUCCUUUGGAGGUUGCCCAUGUCUCAAAGAGCCAUGAAGGACAAGAAGGAGAGGCCGUUGGGUCUGGUGGAUAUCAUCCUGAGCUGGUCCCUAGUGGAUAUCGUCAACGAUGACCUUUACCAAGAUAAGAUGUUACCCAUUCCACAGAGGUUCGGUUCUACAGAGCAGUACUUCUCGUCAUUCAUGGUUCCUCUUUUAGAGGAAGCUCGCGCGGAGCUGAAAUCUUGCCUCGAGAGCGUAUCAAAGGAUCCGCACAAGCACACUUUUCGCAUAGGGAAUUCAAAUGGUUCAAAUUGGACGUUCAACGAGCGAACUAGUUCUUGGGAGAUCAAGACUGCAGCGGAAAGCUUAAAAGAUGGCAACAUAUUAAGAAAAGCUGAUUUGGUCAUCUUGUGUAGUCUGUCAUCUCGUCCUAUCGGUGAGCUUUACUGCCAUCACUUUAGCUCACUGUGCGUUUUAGCUGCCGUCGCAUCCGCAUCCAUUGCACAACCUACCAAGAACAUGUCCAAGACUACGUUGACAGCGAGACGAUUUCCUUCUGUUGGAGCAGAGGAUGGAUACUUUGCUGUUGUUGUGACAAAUCUGACUGCCCAGCAGCGAGUAUGGGAUGCUCUGGUGCGGGGAUUAAAGAAGAACACUGCUGCUGAACCUAAUUUAAUUGCGCAGGCAUUGUGUUUGGGCAACAUGGAAAACUCUUCCUGCGUUUCCUGUAGUUCCGAACCAGAAACUGCAACUGGUCGGAAGUUGCCGGCGGGAUUGGACUCAUUUGGAUUGAACAACUCCCAGAUGAGUGCAGUGCGCAGUGCAGUUUCUUCGAUUCGUUGUGAUCACUCGUGCUCGAUAGAGUUAAUCUGGGGGCCGCCUGGGACAGGUAAGACUAAGACCUUGUGUUCCAUUCUAUGGGCGGCUUUAUUAGCUAAGUGCAAGACUGUUAUCUGUGCCCCAACCAACAUUGCCAUUCAUGAAGUCGUCACUCGAACCAUUCAACUGGUUAAGAACUCGAGGAAGGAAAGCAAAGGGCUGCAUGGUUCCUUCACUUUGGGAGAUAUGGUGUUGCUAGGUAACAGGGAUCGACUUAAUGUGGAUGAUGACCUUACUGAGGUGUUUCUUGAUGAAUGGACUUCUAAUGAGAGGACCCAUAAGUUGCUUGCUUGUCUUGGCACAAAAGGUGUGAGGAAGAAGGUGGCUACCUUCAUGCAUUUUCUUGAAAGCUAUCCCCUACAGUACAACUCACUCCUAAAGAAGAGCUCUGAAAAAAAUGUAUCCGAUUUUUCAAGUUUUUUCCAUAAAAAUUUCAGUGAGCACGUUAGGCCGUUGAAAGAAUGUCUAGGAGUAUUGCAGGUUCAUCUGCCAUCAACCUUCAUGGUGGAAAAGGAGACACAGAAAACAAAUAAGCUCCUUAACCUGAUGACAGAAAUCUUGAAGUUGACCAAGAAGCAGAAGCUUGAUGGUGCAAAGUUGGUGAAAGAUUUUCAAGUCAAGAAAGGUGCAGGAAAAGAUAGCCCAGAAGGAAAAUUCUUGGCAAAAACUUUGGAAUGCGUCGAUAUUUUACGUGAAAUACGAGAUACUCUUUGUAGGAGACUGCCACGUUUAAAUAACCGGCGCAAGAUCAAACGAUUUUGUUUAGAUCAUGCUUCUUUAGUCUUCUGCACUGCAUCCGUUUCUUCCAAACUGCACUCAUUCAAGGUCUCAAAACAUCCAAGACUCCUGAUCAUUGAUGAAGCAUCACAAUUGAAAGAAGCAGAGUCCUUGAUUCCGCUGCAGCUUAACGGACUGCGUCAUGCUAUUUUAAUUGGUGAUGAACGUCAACUUCCUGCCAUGGUUAUGAGCAAGGCUUCUACGAACGUUGGCUACGGAAGGAGCUUAUUUGAAAGGUUGCGUUCCCUCGAUCAUACGACACAUCUUCUUAACCAGCAGUAUCGAAUGCACCCUUCCAUCAGCCACUUCCCCAAUGUUAAUUUCUAUGACAGUUUGAUUCAAGAUGGUCCUAACGUAACAUCUUCAUCAUAUACAAAGAACCUGCUUCGGGGGAGGAUGUAUGGCACUUACGCGUUUAUAAAUGUAGCUGAUGGAACGGAAGUACUUGGUGAUGGGCGAAGUUGGGAAAACCCCAUGGAGGCUUCUGUUGUAUUACAUAUAGUUGAUAAACUUUUCAAAGCUUUCCUUGCUUCUGGCAGUAACCUGAGCCUUAGUGUUGGCAUCAUAUCUCCAUAUGCAGCCCAAGUUGGGUCUAUCAACUCAAAACUGUUGCGAAGAUACAAGUCCCAGAGCAAGUUUAUUGUGAGAGCCAAGUCAAUAGAUGGAUUCGAAGGAUGUGAAGAGGAUGUUAUUAUUAUCUCUACUGUCCGUGGUAAUAGCAGAGGUUCUAUUGGGUUCCUUGCUGACCAUAACAGGACAAAUGUUGCUUUGACAAGAGCAAGAUUCUGCCUUUGGAUUAUUGGGAACGGGCCUACAUUAAUGAAAAGUGACUCAGUUUGGACUAGUCUUGUUUACGACGCAAAGGUCCGUGGCUGCUUUUUUGAUGUUUCUCAUGACAAAGAGUUGGUCAAGGCAGUCAACUGUGGCAGGAAUAAAGCUAAUGAACUGUUGGAUUCUUUGCUCCCAGGCAGCAGGAGCAUAUCGAAGGCCAAGGCUAAGAAAGAUGAUCUUGAGAGGUCAUCAAAUUCAGACCUCUUAGAUCAGAAGGACGUCAAUGGGGAUACAAAAGCAUCAACCACAAAGACCAAGAAAUCUCGGAGAAGAAAAAAUAAAUCAAGCGUUAAUUCUCUGCAAUCGACAAGUAAAUCGUGUGUUACGAAUGGCAUAAAUACUUCCGACUCCUUCAGACAAUGUAUAGGGGAUGAAGUACGCCUCUUAUGCCAAAAGUUACUACAGAAUUACUUGGGAGACGUUUCUACAACUUCCAAUACUUUCAUAACCCCAUUCAUUCUUGUCCUUUCCCAAUUGUACAACCUUUGGUUUACUCAGUUUUGCUGUCUGACAUCCAAAAUGCUGUUUCUGCAAUACAGGGUCCUGCUUUUGAUAUUGAUGAUAUGUCGGACUACUUCUCCAAGAUCUAUUUAGACGGCAAACCAUAAGUUGUUUUCUAGAAAUUUGUAGUCCAAAAGAAUAUGAUGCAACACCGUGGAAUAUAGCUUAUCCAAGGAUCGAUGCUAACUGUCAAUUUGAAGUAAGGAUUUUCCAAGUUACAUACACAGAACUGAGCUUCAUUGAAGUUUGAGAGUGUGAAAGUGAUUAUACUUGUGAGACAUUCUACGAGUUUUUUUUUCCAAUAUGAAAUGUGCAAUUAAAUUUUUAUAUGUUUUGCAUCUUGCAGCUUAUCCAAGGAUCGAUGCUAACUGUCUGAAGUAAGGAUUUUUUCCAAGUUACAUGCACAGAUCUGAGCUUGAUUGAAGUUUGAAAGUGUGAAAGUGAUUAUACUUGUGAGACAUUCUAUGAGAAGUUUUUCUUCCAAUAUGGAAAUGUGCAAUUAAAUUUUUAUAUGUAUUGCAUCUUGCACAUUGUACUUGCCGUCCUGUUCGAUUCCUACAUUAUGACAUGUACUCUGAACUACAUACGGGCGAAAGCUACAUAGGCUUGUAUUAAAAAUUGGAUAUCCUUUUUCUAUUGUCUUCCAAAUAA